Haemonchus placei is the source of this 288-nucleotide messenger RNA. The record is from the annotation of a GenBank genome assembly. NCBI's taxonomy places the organism in Eukaryota, Metazoa, Nematoda, Chromadorea, Rhabditida, Trichostrongylidae.
AUGAGAAUGUCCAUGACCAUGACCGUUAUGAGAGUGCCCAUGACCAUGAUUCGAAUGUGAUUUACGCUCACGAGCAAUAGUCGUCCCUCGAACCACGUUAUGUCCAAAUCUAUAAGAAGGGCACAGCUGUUGAAUUCGUUGAGUGAAAAAGUCCUUUUCUACUUGGACAGAACACUGAGUGGCACCAGCUGCUCUCAACUGUGCUGAUACCUUAUGACGUAUGAGCUGCGCGUUAGCCUCGGGUGUUGCUUGUAUGUGUACAGAUGCAACAUUCAGAUCACUUUUUAG